AUGGCGGAUUUUCCGACAAAAGCUCAUGAAAAGCGAAAGGCUGGCGGUGAAAAUCCUGCUUCGCAUUUGAAGCCAUCUAACGUAUCCAAGAAAACAAAGAUUGAUCGUUCUGAGAAGAUUUCUUCCACAGAAGAAGAUGUAUCGCCUGUGAACAGCGAGAAAACAAUUAUAGACCUGACAGCCGACCACUCUGCUUCACCAUUUACUUCCUCGCUGGUAUCAGAGUUGGUCUUCGAUGAGUUUGAUGAAGAAACCCACGACGAUUUCGAAGAAUAUCGUGAAUGCGAUUACGACUUAGAUGAUAAAUGCAAAUACGAGUCUGGUGAUGACGAUGACGACUAUUCACCCAAAAAUAUCGAAACGAAAGUUCACAUUUUGAAAGGCACGAAAGCGCAAUGCAUGCUUUCGAUCCACGUCACCAAAGCUGAACAAGAUAAUAAAUGGCUGGAUAACAUUCGUGUUGAGUGCUCCCACAAAGGUGGCUGGGUUGGCCGUGCUGUUAGUAGAUAUAUUCAUCGGCAGGGAAUCAAAUCCAAUUUCUUGAACAUGAUGGAAUCACCAAGUUGUAAGAUGGAAGAGAUGGCCAAUGAACUUUUCAUUAAAUUCGGCUGUCUACUUCGCAAGUUUGAGGAUCACGUAAUACAACGAGGUACUGGUGCAUGGGGAGCUGAGAUGGACGUCGGCCCGUUGGUUUUGUUGGAAGAAAUUGAAAUCACUGACAAGAGGUUUCGUCGCAAGGGGUUGGGUCGAGCUAUGGUCAAGGCGCUGAUUCAAAAAUCACAGGCGCAGGCACAUCAUUUUCGGAGACUCCAUUCUAACCGCGAGAGGCGCGCCACAAAACGUCAAGCUCUCGACUCCGCUAUUGCAUUUUAUCGCUCUCUUGGUUUCCGCCGCAUUGGCUCUUCAAGUUAUUUUGGCUUUUCAGUAGAUCCAAAGCAUAAGGCCCAUUCUAUCAACGUCCACGCCGAUUAUGAUCCACCAAGAGUUGACGAGGAACUGGAGAUACCCGACGACGAGGAUAUCGUUGAAACUUCAUCAAUGAACUCUUUCGAUGAAGCCGCAUAG
This is a messenger RNA of Botrytis byssoidea, 1065 nucleotides long. RefSeq lists its product as uncharacterized. The record is from RefSeq and is a predicted model, not a curated record. The transcript has 3 exons. Lineage: Eukaryota; Fungi; Ascomycota; Leotiomycetes; Helotiales; Sclerotiniaceae. The coding region runs from base 1 to 1065 and encodes 354 amino acids. Gene Ontology annotation, molecular function: acyltransferase activity, transferring groups other than amino-acyl groups.